Messenger RNA from Esox lucius (northern pike), 458 nucleotides. Its product is annotated as cytochrome c oxidase subunit 6C-1. The record is from RefSeq and is a predicted model, not a curated record. Bases 120 to 350 code for a protein of 76 amino acids. Gene Ontology annotation, biological process: mitochondrial electron transport, cytochrome c to oxygen. The transcript is spliced from 4 exons. NCBI's taxonomy places the organism in Eukaryota, Metazoa, Chordata, Actinopteri, Esociformes, Esocidae.
AGAUGGCAGUAUAUACACCUUUCAAAUGGAUGCGAUCCGCCAAAAAAAACUACAAGAAAAAGAAGUCAGACCUGCGUUAGCGUUUUGGUGAAGGUCGUGAGUGAUUCCUGUAUUCCAAAAUGUCACUGGCUAAGCCUGUAAUGCGAGGGCUCCUUGGGAAGCGUCUGAGGUUCCACUUGCCCAUCGCCUUUGCCCUUUCAUUGAUGGCUGCAGCGGCUUUCAAGUUUGGUGUAACUGAGCCCAGGAAACGGGCCUAUGCAGAUUUCUACAAAAAUUACGAUGCCACGAAGGAGUUCAACAACAUGAGGGAAGCUGGCAUUUUUGAAAGUGUCAGGCCAACUGGCAAAUAAACACCUCUGCCAUCCCAUUGUGCAUUCCUGGCUCAAAUGUUCCUGCCCUGUGAUCUAAGGAUUGAACAGUGUUGUUAUGGUCUUACGAAUAAAUGAUUAUCUGUUCUG